CCGUGGAAGUCGCUCCGGAGUGAGAUUAAUUUUCAGGUAAUAUUUUCUCGCAAACCAUAAAUGGCAGAGGUGACAGAAAAAUAUUUAAUUCAUUAGAUGGAAAGAAAAUAGAGGAUGUGGGACUAUACAUUGCAACUCCCUGCAUCUCAACAAAGAAAAGCAGCAACACCUCCUCCUUCGAGAGUAGAAGCAACCACACCAAGGCCAACGCAUUCAACCAAAGAUAUCAGACACAACAAAGCUGGCUGUUACAGGAUAUUCUGGCCUCCUCGAUACCAUGAUAGCCCCUCGGACGACAUAGAGACUGACUGACUGCAUCAACACUUCAACAGUGGAGUACUGGUAGCAGGGUUAACUCCUAAGCCACCUCUCGACCCAUACUUAAAACAAACGGCUUGAAUCUGUUGAUGCGCGUAUGAUGUGCUCGUUCAAAUGCUUGAAUGGGAUCUGUCGCGAAUGUGUGCGAGUCACGAAUGUGAGUUUCCAAAAGGGGGCAUGCAAUCCCCUGUUUCAGCUCUUGGGGCCAAGGUGCCCAACCAGAGGCUUGGUGGGGAUUUUCGUUUCAGUGUCUGCUCUUGUGGGCUUCUGGCGGAUGAGUCAUAUGGGUCUCACAACCCUGCCACUCGUGGUUGCUCAGCUUGGGCUCCUGCUGUUGGGAGAGCCAAAGGGAGGCAGCUUUGCUACAAGGGAUUCAGAUUGCAAGGUGAAUUUCAGAGAAGCUGUAGGGAUAAGGACAAAUUUUGAAGCCGAAUUUAGUGCGGUUAUAUCCGGUUUUGAGCAUGCUCAAUCAUAUAAUGUUCAGAAGCUGUGGAUUGAAUGCGACUCAGUGGCUGUUGUUAUCCUCCUUUCGCGAGGUUUAGCCCCCUGGUUUCUUCUUCAAAGAUGGAGAAAUCUCGGUUCUUAUCUUCUCAGCAUCCAAUGGAAGAUUACCCAUUGCCACCGUGAAAUCAACACUAUUGUAGAUUACCUGUCGAAGUCUGUUGCAAAGUAUGAUGAAUCUAAGCCUGCAUUCACUCGGUCUCCUUUGCUUAGUGUGGAGCUGGAAAAGGAUGCAUCUUUGCAUCCUCGGUACAGAUUUUUGUAAUUUUCUUUCUUCUCUGUGACAGGGUCGUUUCUUUAAGGCAUUUAUCCUGCUGUUGGCAAUGCCAAAGGUGGGUUAUUUGUCCUUGGAUUCAUUUUCUUUGUGUUUGGUUUCCUUACCUCUUGUACGUUACUUUUCUUAUUUUUAAUAUACAUCUUUGGAUCUUCUAACGAAAAAAAAUCCUCAUGUCCUCUUUUUCUUGACCCUUCCUAAGUUAGAAUGGAGGCAUCUGCUUCUAUAUUUUAGGUUUUCAUUGCUAACAGUGAGUUUUUUGCUGCCCAAUCUCUUCCUUCUAGCCUUUUAAGGGGCUGCUGUGUUAUUAGUUUGUAACCUCCCAGUCCCCUUCGGAAAGAAAUAAGGUGGUUUCUU
This is a messenger RNA of Macadamia integrifolia, 1450 nucleotides long. RefSeq lists its product as uncharacterized. NCBI's taxonomy places the organism in Eukaryota, Viridiplantae, Streptophyta, Magnoliopsida, Proteales, Proteaceae. Gene Ontology annotation, molecular function: nucleic acid binding; RNA-DNA hybrid ribonuclease activity. The coding region runs from base 416 to 1084 and encodes 222 amino acids. The record is from RefSeq and is a predicted model, not a curated record. The transcript has 3 exons.